AUGGCAACAGGAGUUAGCCACGAUCUCACUACUCAAUCUUCUCCAGAAAAGCUCUUACGUAUUGGCACAGGCUGCUGUGGAAGUGUCUGGGCUGACGCAGGCUCGACAAAAGACACCGGCACUCCCUCCUGCAUCAAAAGAGAAGAUGGAGAUCCGCACAGAUCCAUUGCAAACGAACACUUCAUACAUCAGCUUGUUGUUCAAUCUCUUCAGCUAAAUCCACAACAUGCAAGAAACUUCCGAAUACCUCUCUGCCGUGGAUUCCUCAACGAGGAUGAUGAGGGCUGGUCUUUGGUCCUCCCUCGACUUCCACCAGGCUCGAAGCCUUGUAACGCAUUACUCAGCGAAAAGGUUCAGCCACUAUCUGAAGACGUUAGAAAGCUGUUGGUCUCUAAGUUUGCAAGAGGAGGAAGUGAUCAGGAUGCUAUAAUAAACGACAAAAAGAACGAGCACUGCCUCAUCCGCCCAUAUCUUGGUCGCAGGAAGAAGGACUGGGAAAAUACGAAUCGCAGCACUUUCUUCAGUCUAAGGAACUUCCCACUUAAUCUAGACCGAAUGAUAGAGCUGGGUCUCGAUGUGCAAAGUUAUGUCAAGGUCAUGGCUGAAGGCCUUGCAUUUCUUCAUUGGGUUGCACGUAUCGAUGCCAACGACGUUGAAUUCGUGCUUGCUCGUUCACGCUCGACUUCAAACUUACAUCCAUAUAGUCCAUUCGAUACAGCGAUCUUUGGGCCUCACUCAAUGUGGAUUAUAGACUUUGAUUGCUGCAAUCCUGUCACAAUGGAUGAAAAUGGUGCUGCAGCCGCUGCUGAGUGUUUUUGGCGAAAUGAUCCGUAUUAUCCUCGACCUGGGUCUACGGACACUUCUGAUCAGGAGCUUUGGUGUGCUUUCAAGGAUCAUUACCUAGAGAAACGACUGCAACUCCCAAUGUUCGCUACAUAUCUCGAAAAGCUCGCCAAUGCUGGCGGACCCGAGGUCACCUACGAGGCAGGCUGUCACUGUGGUUAUAUCGGCCUCUCAGUAGCACUCUCUCCUCCUCUGCCCAAGCAUGAGGUCAUAAACUGCAAUUGUUCCAUUUGCCGUCGAGGAGGUUACCUUCUUGUUUACCCCGCGUAUGAGAAAGUGACCUGGCACAACGACUCAGAUAAGCGUGUCUCACGAUAUCAAUUCAACACCAAGGCUCGCGAUCACAUGUUCUGCCCCAAAUGCGGUGCCAGCAUCGGCAUCGACUUUGCGAGGGUAUGGCCUGAGGCUCCUCGCUAUGGCAUCAGUGUGCGACAAUUCAACAACAUCGAUCUUGACUCUCUUCAAUACAUCAAGCUCGAUGGCUUACAUACCGCUGAGCCAGGAGUUGACUUGUCGGGUAAAGAAAUUGAUCCAAAGGCCAAUGAAGCCCCUGGUUAUAGUUCUUAA
Fusarium subglutinans is the source of this 1410-nucleotide messenger RNA. Its product is annotated as Centromere V. The record is from RefSeq and is a predicted model, not a curated record. Lineage: Eukaryota; Fungi; Ascomycota; Sordariomycetes; Hypocreales; Nectriaceae. Bases 1 to 1410 code for a protein of 469 amino acids. Gene Ontology annotation, molecular function: carbon-sulfur lyase activity. The transcript is spliced from 4 exons.